AUGUUGGGAUGUAACCUAAAGUCAGGGGGUGGAGGGCUGGGUCUGCAGCCCAGCCUCUACAUGGAACACUUCCUUAGGCAGGAGAGAGCAGACCCCCCUGGACCCAGCUGUGUCUCCAUGAAGAGCGACAUGUCUAUGGAACAACCUAUUAGUUUUCAAGAAGGAAAUCAGCCUACUGAGCCAAGACAACAGCAGGGGAGGUCAACGGUUACCAUUGGUCAGUCUGUCCAGCAGCAACACACAGAGUUGAAGUUUGUUCUGUUACAGCGGAUCAAGGAGAACGCACACGCUUUUCUAGACAAGGAGGUGGAGAAGCUCUGGAGGGUUCUCUUCCCAGAUUACCCACAAUGCUCAGAGAGUCAGAGGGAGGAGGAGGUGCAUGGUGAGGAAGUGGAGCAUAGGAGACGUGCCAGAGAGGGAGUUGUAGAUAUCACACGGCUCUGCAUGAAGCAGUUGAAGCUGGAGGAGCUGGCAGACACGUUGUGGAGCAAAACUGCUUUUGCUGAAUGCCAACAUAAAAUCAAGUCACAUCUGAAGGAGAAGACCAAGUGUGUGUUUGAGGGAAUAGCUAAAGCAGGAGAGCCAAGACCUCUGAAUGAGAUCUACACAGAACUCUACAUCACAGAGAGAGGCAGUGGAGAGGUCAACAUGGAACAUGAGGUCAGACUGAUUGAAACAGCUUCGAGGAAACCAGCCAAGGGGGAAACACCGAUAAAAUGUCAAGACAUCUUUAAACCCUUACCUGGACAAGAAAAAGAAAUCAGGACAAUAAUGACAAAUGGAGUGGCGGGCAUUGGUAAAACCGUCUUAACACGCAAGUUCACUCUGGACUGGGCUGACGACAAAACCAACCACGACAUAGACUUCACAUUUCCCAUCACUUUCAGAGAGCUGAAUUUACUGAAAGAUACAAAGUUUUGCUUGGUGGAACUUAUUCAUCACUUCUUUAUUGAAACCAAAGAAGCAGGAAUCUGCAGUUACGACCGGUUCCAGGUUGUCUUCAUCUUGGAUGGUCUGGAUGAGUGUCGACUUCCUCUAGACUUCCAGAACAACCUGAUCUGUACUGAUGUCACAGAGUCCACCUCGGUGGACGUGCUGCUGACAAACCUCAUCAUGGGCACCCUUCUUCCCUCCGCUCGCAUCUGGAUAACCACACGCCCUGCGGCAGCCAAUCAGAUCCCUGCUGAGUGUGUUGGCAUGGUGACAGAGGUGAGAGGGUUCACCGACCCACAGAAGGAGGAGUACUUCAGGAAGAGAUUCAGAGACGAGAAGAUAGCCAGUAAAAUCAUCUCCCAUGUCAAGAAAUCACGAAGCCUCCACAUCAUGUGUCACAUCCCAGUCUUCUGUUGGAUCACUGCUACCGUUCUGGAGGACUUCUUCAAAACAUCACAGGGUGAAGAACAGAUGCCAAAGACCAUGACUCAGAUGUACAGCCACUUCCUGAGGGUUCAGUCCAUACAGGGGGACAGGAAGUAUCAUGGGAGAGCUGAAACAGAUCCACACUGGAGUUCAGAGAGUAGGGAGAUCAUUGUUUCUCUGGGAAAACUGGCUUUUAACCAGCUGGAGAAAGGCAACCUGAUCUUCUACGAGGCCGACCUGGCAGAGUGUGACAUCGAUAUCAGAGCAGCCUCAGAGUACACAGGAGUGUUCACCCAGAUCUUUAAAGAGGAGUGUGGGCUGUAUCAGGACAAUGUGUUCUGCUUUGUCCAUCUGAGCAUCCAGGAGUUUCUAGCUGCCCUUUAUGUCUUUAAGACCUUCAUCGACAGUGGUGUCAAUCUGAUCACAAAAGAACAACCAUUCAGGUGGUCUACUCUUAUAAGAAAGAAAUCUGAUCUCUUCUACCAGAGUGCUGUGGAUAAGGCCUUACAGAGUGAGAACGGACACCUGGACUUGUUCCUCCGCUUCCUCCUGGGCCUAUCUCUGAAGACCAAUCAGAGUCUCCUACGAGGUCUGCUUGGACAGACAGGAUGUAGCUCACAGACCAAUAAGAAAUCAGUGUCUUACAUCAAGGAGAAGAUAAGUGGAGAUCUCUCUCCAGAGAGAAGUAUCAAUCUGUUCCACUGUCUGAAUGAGCUGAACAACCGUUCUUUAGUGGAGGAGAUCCAACAGUACCUGACAUCAGGAAGACUUUCUGGAGAGUCUCUCUCUCCUGCUCAGUGGUCAGCUCUGGUCUUCAUCUUACUGACAUCAGAAGAGGAGCUGGAAGUGUUUGACCUGAAGAAAUACUCUCCUUCAGAGGAGGGUCUUCUGAGGCUGCUGCCAGUGGUCAAAGCCUCCAAAACAUCUUUGCUGACUGGCUGUCAUCUGUCAGAGAGAUGCUGUGAAGCUCUGGCCUCAGUCCUCAGCUCCAACUCCUCUAGUCUGAGUGAGCUGGACCUGAGUGACAAUGAUCUGCAGGAUUCAGGAGUGAAGCUGCUCUCUGCUGGACUGGGGAAUCCACACUGUAAACUGGAAACUCUCAGGUUGUCUGGCUGCCUGGUCACACAGGAAGGCUGUGCUUCUCUGGCCUCAGCUCUGAGCUCCAACCCCUCCCAUCUGAGAGAGCUGGACCUGAGCUACAAUCACCCAGGAGCCUCAGGAGCUGCGCUGCUCUCUGCUGGACUGGGGGAUCCACGCUGGAGACUGGACACUCUCAGUGUGGAGCAUGGUGGAGAGUGGAGGAUGAAACCAUCUCCACAGAGAUAUGCCUGUGAACUCACACUGGACCCAAACACAGCCCACAGACGACUCUCUCUGUCUGAGGACAACAGAAAGGUGACGGAGGUUAAAGAGCGGCGGUCGUAUCCGAGACACCCAGAGAGAUCUGGCCGCUGGCUCCAGGUGUUGUGUAAAGAGGGUCUGACUGGUCGCUGUUACUGGGAGGUAAAGAGGGAAGGAGGUGUUUAUACUGGAGUGACAUACAGAGGAAUCACAAGGAGAGGAGAGGUUAAUGAAAGCCUGAUUGGAGGGAACAACAAGUCCUGGUGUCUUCAUUGUUAUGAUGAUCAUUACUUUGCCUGGCACAACAAUAUAAAAACAGACAAACGUCUCCCCCCCGCUGGCUCUAACAGAGUAGGAGUGUAUCUGGACCGGCCUGCUGGCACUCUGUCCUUCUACAGAGUGUCCCCAGGUGGAGGAGGGUCCUCAGACACACUGACACACAUCCACACCUUCCAGUCCACCUUCACCCAGGAGUACCUCAUUCUCUCUGAGCGACACAUCCAACAAUCUGAGUAG
This is a messenger RNA of Gadus morhua (Atlantic cod), 3216 nucleotides long. Its product is annotated as NLR family CARD domain-containing protein 3-like. The record is from RefSeq and is a predicted model, not a curated record. The transcript has 10 exons. Gene Ontology annotation, molecular function: protein binding. Lineage: Eukaryota; Metazoa; Chordata; Actinopteri; Gadiformes; Gadidae. The coding region runs from base 1 to 3216 and encodes 1071 amino acids.